CUUUGCUUUGCUUUGUGUGUGCGUAGAGAACACACGGGGACGCGCUUUAGGUAUAUCCCACCAUGAGAGCGAGCUCACUUGGAGUGAGGUUUGAACACAUAAACCCAAGUUCAAAUGGUGGGCAGCUACAAGGAGGGUAGAAUGAUUACACUGUGUACUAUCCAAUGAUUGAGCUGCCUCGCCUUGGGUCUUGUUAAAAAUGCCCUAGUGCAAGGAAGGAAGGAAGGAAGAUGAAGUCCAUGGACAACCAUAAUAGCUGGCUGGGCUUCUCGCUCUCCCCUCACAUGAGCAUGGAGCUUUCUGUCGACUCACACCACCAACCGCAUAACCACAGCCAUCAUCACCAAUCUCAGCCCACUCCUGAUGCUGUCUCUGCACUCGCUGGCAGUUUCUUCCUCUCUGCUACUCAUCAGCUAAGCAGCUCCGGUUUCAGCUUCGGGGUCAGCGAGAAUGGAGGAGGCCAUGGAUACUACUCACAGUUGUCUUCCAUGCCACUGAAGUCUGAUGGGUCUCUCUACCUCGUGGAAGCCCUCAGCAGAUCACAACAACAAGAAGCAAUGGUGCCUUCUCCAUCCCCCAAACUGGAAGACUUCUUAGGCUGUGGUCCAAAUAUGGGGACCCAUCAUCAGUAUGGGAACAAUGAUAGGGGAGCGAUGGCUUUAAGCUUGGACAGCAUGUACUACCAGCAGAACCCAGAGCCUGAGGGUAGCAGAAGCCAUCCUUCGGACAUCCUCCAUGAACAACUCCCAUACUUGCAGCCACUGCAGCAAGGGAUCUGCUCCCUGCUCACCAGCCAUGAGAUGUACCAGGCUCCAUUACAAGGUCAUGCCGUGAGGAAUGAAGCCGUGCCAAGGCUCAAAACCUGGGUGCCCAUGGAUUAUAAUGGUGGCAACGCCGGUCCGGUGGGUGCCAUGGGAUACGGGGAGUUGCAGUCCUUGAGCUUGUCCAUGAGCUCUGUUUCACAGUCCAGUUGUGUCACAGCACCACAGCACGCCUCUUCUGCUACAGCGAAUGACUACGUCACCUUGGAUCCAACAAAGAAGAGAGGAACCGGGAAAGGAGGCCAGAAGCAGCCAGUUCACCGCAAGUCGAUCGAUACAUUUGGUCAGAGAACAUCCCAGUACAGGGGUGUCACCAGGCAUAGAUGGACCGGCAGAUAUGAAGCUCAUCUUUGGGAUAACAGUUGCAAGAAGGAAGGACAAACAAGGAAAGGAAGACAAGUUUAUUUGGGUGGUUAUGAUAUGGAAGAGAAAGCUGCGAGAGCCUAUGACUUGGCGGCACUCAAAUACUGGGGAACAAGCACACACAUCAACUUCCCGUUGGAAGAUUACCAGGAAGAGCUCGAAGAAAUGAAGAACAUGAGUCGGCAGGAAUAUGUUGCCCAUCUGAGAAGGAAGAGCAGUGGGUUCUCGCGAGGAGCCUCGAUGUACCGAGGAGUGACGAGGCAUCACCAGCACGGAAGGUGGCAAGCUCGCAUCGGGAGGGUCUCCGGAAACAAAGAUCUUUAUCUUGGAACCUUCAGCACCCAGGAGGAAGCAGCCGAGGCGUAUGACAUCGCUGCCAUCAAGUUCCGUGGAUCCAACGCCGUCACCAACUUCGACAUGUCGAGAUACGACGUGGAGAAGAUAAUGGCGAGCAGCACUCUGCUGUCGGGUGAACAUGCAAGAAGAAACAAGAACAUGGACGCCCCGGGUGUCGUCCCUGUAGCAGAGCAGCCAGCGCCGAUCUCGGAAGAGCAAACGCAGAGACUGGAAUUCGAGCCCGAGAUCUUCACGACGAAUCUUGAUGGUCUGGUCGGCGGUGAUCCGGGGAAUGGUCAGGGCAUGGAUUCUGAGAGGACCGAGGUUUCCAUGCUCUUCGGAAAGGCCUCAUCAAGGUUCAUCAGCACUCCAGCAUCAAACACAUGGAUGGCACCAGCCCAGAUGAGGUCGGCACUGCCUCUGGCUCACAUGCCAGUUUUUGCUGCUUGGACAGAUGCAUAAGCAUCAUCAUCUCUGACGUCUCAGCAAGCACAGCUGCAGAUAGCAGCAACCAGGUUGUGACAGGGAAAGCUGGGGAGGGAAAUGGUGUGGUCAUGUUAAGCUGGUUCUAGUGGAGAUUGGUGCUCCAUCCAUGAGAUCAGGCCUCAGGCCUUCCUCAGUGGACUGCAAGUGUUUUGUAUCUACUCAUUUGGUCCAUUUGGGGGAGAAUUUUGCAGUGUUGAGGCUUGGGAGCUUAUGGAGAUACUAGUUAUCUUUGAUGAUGAUUUGGUUUGGUUCA
Musa acuminata AAA Group (dessert banana) is the source of this 2259-nucleotide messenger RNA. Its product is annotated as AP2-like ethylene-responsive transcription factor CRL5. Gene Ontology annotation, biological process: regulation of DNA-templated transcription. Bases 231 to 1982 code for a protein of 583 amino acids. Gene Ontology annotation, molecular function: DNA-binding transcription factor activity; DNA binding. NCBI's taxonomy places the organism in Eukaryota, Viridiplantae, Streptophyta, Magnoliopsida, Zingiberales, Musaceae. The record is from RefSeq and is a predicted model, not a curated record. The transcript has 9 exons.